UAAACCUUAACAUAACUACGAGUCGAAAAGAAACCUAUGGCCGGAGCCAUGAGAACUCUGCUCUGUUCUUCGAAAAUCCCCGCCCUCUCCGACCCCAUCUCCUCGAUAUCCUCGAACAAACCCCGGUUCCUCACUCCCUCACCCAUCCUCUUACGCCCACAGAAGCCGCCGGCGGGGGCGGGGAGAGUUCGAGCCAAUGCCAAGGGAUUCUCAGGGCCGAGCCACACGCCCACCGCGAAGGUCGGCGGCGGUGGUGGCGGAGCGGGAGAUGAGGAGGAACAGAUCCCGCAGGUGGUGUACGAGAGGAUGAUGGUGCGGAUAGUGGGGUUCGUGGGGGUGCCGAUGGCGGCGGGGAUAGGGUUGCUGCACGUGCUCGGGGUGGUGAAGGAGCGGGGGCUGUGGGAGGUGCCGCUGUGGGUGCCGUUCCUGACGACGCUGGUGUGCUUCGGGGCGUCGGCGCUCGGGAUCGCGUACGGGACGCUGUCGAGCAGCUGGGACGCGGAUAGGACCGGGUCCGUUCUCGGGUUCGAGGAGGCCCAGAGGAACUGGGCCGAGAUGUGGAGUGACGAAGGCGACAGCUAACGGGCCUGAGUGGUCUCGCACGUGGCCCCUCCCACCGCACGUGUCUGAGGAUUUAUGUUUAUCCCAUUACUCCUUUUUUUUUCCCGAACUUUUUUCUCUGGUAAGAGUCGUGAGACCACAAUGUAUCGGUUAGGAGUUUUUUUUUUCCCUGCAUUGUAUUUGUGUAAAUAGGAAGAUAUAAUUAAAUGCAAUCAAUAUAAUCCUCGGUGGCUCCUACUUGCAACAAAA
Messenger RNA from Punica granatum (pomegranate), 810 nucleotides. NCBI's taxonomy places the organism in Eukaryota, Viridiplantae, Streptophyta, Magnoliopsida, Myrtales, Lythraceae. The record is from RefSeq and is a predicted model, not a curated record.